This is a messenger RNA of Drosophila pseudoobscura, 3835 nucleotides long. RefSeq names its product Oculocerebrorenal syndrome of Lowe (gene Ocrl). Gene Ontology annotation, molecular function: phosphatidylinositol-4,5-bisphosphate 5-phosphatase activity; inositol phosphate phosphatase activity. Gene Ontology annotation, biological process: phosphatidylinositol dephosphorylation; signal transduction. The record is from RefSeq and is a predicted model, not a curated record. The transcript is spliced from 9 exons. Bases 750 to 3284 code for a protein of 844 amino acids. Lineage: Eukaryota; Metazoa; Arthropoda; Insecta; Diptera; Drosophilidae. Gene Ontology annotation, cellular component: membrane.
CCCGUGAGCUAGCUGGGAACGAUAGGCCAGGGUGGUAAAGAGGCGGGUCGUAACAACUUCCACUGAGCAGGUUUCGGUCCCACGAAAGAAUACUAUAAAGCCACAGUAAUGACAUGUUUUUUGAGCAGUUAUUCACGCGUGUGACAGUUUUCGUGUGAGAUGUGAACUAUGUAAUGGAUGCAAUCCAUUCAAUCACGGUUAUGAACAAUUCAGAAUCGAAACCUGAAAUUUAAACGUAAUUAUCGUCAUCGCCGAUGAAUAAGUGGCUGCCUGUGUUCAUAUGUGUGAGAGACAGCGUCCAGCGUCUGUGAUACGCCCGCCUUGACGGAAAAUGAGAACCCCGAGACAACAGCAACAACAACGAUAAACCGAAGCAGAAACAAACAAACGGCUACGGUUUCAACCAAGAGCAGGGUCAGACCAGAGCCCGAGCCCUCAAGUUCGCCCUCGCAAUCGAAAGAAACGCCCAUUUCGCAUCGGAAUUCCAAUCCCAUACGCUCGUCAUUAAUGUCACUUUUCGCUGCCGCGGCUGACUGGCGCGCCAACUAAAAAUAGAAAAGCAAACAACUAUCCAUAUCGAAGCAGUUGCCACAGCACAUCACAGAAGCCAAGUAUUUUUCUGCAUUGCGAGAUUAAAAACAACGAACAAAAACGCCGGAGCCACCUAGACUCGGACCGACAUCACAAACACAAGGAACGAGGGAACGAGGGAAGCCAACCAAAGUAUCAAUCAAUCAAUAUUCCUGGCAAUGGAAAGUGUGGGCGACCACGUCCCGAAUGGACUGACAGGGGUCAAGUCGAACCUGGAAAUAGUCAGGGAGCGUUUCAAGGAAGACGAAAUAAUACUCUAUCUAUUUGAGGCUUAUCAGAUCAAGGGACCCGAAGACGCCAAUCGACUACUGGCGCUGGUUUCUUCGGAGUCCGGCGGGACGUUUGCCAUCAUCUCGUUUUCGUUCGUGCGCACGCCGCUUACAUCUGUAAAUGAGUUGAUCGUCAACAAAGUGUUUGCCAUUGAUGAGAGUUUCCAGCUGCAGCAAGAUUGCAAGGGAUCGAUCACGGCUUACCAAUUUGACCUGUCCACGGCCGAGGAUGGACCCAUCAAGUACUAUUUCUAUCCAAGUGAGAGCGCCAGCUAUGAAGAGUUCGUGGCCAAGAUCAUUUCCUGCAAGAGUUCCAUGGCCCGAAGCGAUCCCGAAACGGUUCUCAACUUCAGAUGGCUGAACGACUACCGCCAAAUCGGCGAGGUCAAGCAGGAGCUGAAGAAGCGCGAGAGCGAGUACAUUGUCUACAAGGAUAUUAUAAUCUAUUGCGCCACUUGGAACGUGAACAACAAACCUUGCUGCGACAGCCCUGACGGUCUGCGGUCCUGGUUGGGAUGCAGCGAGCGGGCUCCUGACAUCUAUGCCAUUGGCUUGCAGGAGCUGGACACUCCUGCCAAGGCCAUGCUUAACUCCACCCAGGUCCAGGCCAGUGUAGCCCAGUGGAACGAAAAAAUGGUGCAGAGUGUCCAUCCAGAUGUCGAGUACGAGAUCCUGCAGUACCACCGUCUGGUGGGCAUCAUGCUGACGGUGAUCGUGCGCAAGCAGUUGCGCCAGCACAUCCUGCGCUGCCGCUUUAAGUCCGUGGCACGUGGCGUUCUGAACACGCUGGGCAAUAAGGGCGGAGUGGCCAUCAGUUUGCAGUUGAACGAGGGACACAUUUGCUUUGUUAACUCCCAUCUGGCCGCCCACAUGGGCUAUGUGGAGGAGCGCAACCAGGACUACAAUGCAAUAGUGGACGGGCUCCGAUUCGACGAUGGUCGCACCAUCAGCGAUCAUGACCACAUCUUCUGGCUGGGGGACUUGAACUAUCGCAUACAGGAGCCGCCCGGGCAGCAACGACCCGGGCCGCUGACGGAUGCCCAGACGUACGAGCUGCUCCUACAAUACGACCAGCUGCGCCAGGAGAUGCGCAAAGGCAAGUGCUUCGAGGGGUACACAGAGGGCGAGAUCAAGUUUCGGCCCACGUACAAGUACGACCCGGGAACUGACAAUUAUGACAGCAGCGAAAAGCAGCGAGCGCCCGCAUACUGCGACCGAGUGCUGUGGAAGGGCACGCGCAUCGAGCAGCUGGCCUACAACAGCAUUAUGGAUAUACGACAGAGCGACCACAAACCCGUCUACGCCGUGUUCCGGGUCAAGAUCAAAACUCGCGACGAAGUCAAGUACAAGCGCGUGCAAGAGGAGGUACUGAAGGCGGUGGACAAGCGCGAGAACGACAACCAGCCACAGAUCAGCGUAGAGAAGACUGUUAUCGACUUCGGACGGGUGCGCUUCAACGAGCCGUGCAUGCAGGACUUUAACGUGUACAACAGCUGCCCGCUGCCGGUCGACUUCAGCUUCAAAGAGAAGGACAUCCACGACAUAUGCGAGAAGUGGCUGCAGGUGGAUCCACGAAAGGACAGCCUGAUGAUCGACUCGGCGCGCAGCAUACGUAUUAAGAUGGUCGCAGACGUGCACACGAUCAGGGGUCUACUCAAAAAGAUCCGCACCAGCGACAACUUCGACAUCCUCAUCCUGCACGUGGAGAACGGACGCGACAUCUUCAUCACAGUCACGGGUGAUUACCAGCCCAGCUGCUUUGGCCUCUCAAUGGAAACGAUGUGUCGCACUGAUCGCCCGCUUAGUGAAUACUCACAGGAGCAGAUCAAGCACCUGAUGAAUGAUGACUCACAGGAAUAUUGUGUGACGAUGCCACGCGAGUUCUUUCUGCUCAUCGACUACUUGCACAAGCAGGGAUCCAAGCUUGAGGGCGGAUUCCACACUUUCGAGCCGCGAAAAUCUGUGAACGCACACUUCAAUGUGGUGCGCGACUGGCUCGACACGUGGUCCGACGAAGAGUUUCCUGGAACUCCACAAAGCGCUGCACAGGCGUUGCUGCUCCUGCUGGACCUGCCCGAGCAGGCGCUGCUUGAGCCAUUUGUCGAAGAUCUGCUGGCGUGCAAUAGCAAGUCGAAGGCCAUGGACUACAUAGCCCUGCUCAGUCCACCGAAACGCAAUGUAUUCAUGCACUUGUGCAUGUUCUUGCGCGAGGGCAUCGAGUGCCAGUACUACGAGCUGCAUCAAGUCGCUGUCACCUUUGGUCGUAUUCUUCUGCGGAGCAGCGAGUGCAAGGCCUGGCCGGACUACAAAGUCCGUUGCAGUCAAUUUAUGCGUCUGUUUAUCGAAAGCGACGGUGCUGAUUCCCUGGCCAAUAGAAACGAAGGAGCUGGAGCGGGAUCGAAAGCCGACCUACCAGCAGCAUAGUUAUUCAGUAAAAUGUCGAUAUUUAUCUAUAUUCAUAGGGUUAAUGUAUUUAUUUUACUUGUUGGUACUUUGUUGGAACGCCUACGAGAAGGUUCCGUCCGGCAUUUAUGUACGUUUCUCUGUUUUACAUGUUACUUGUUUAUAAAAUCCCGUUCGAGAUGUCCGUCGCGUGGCAUGCUCUUCAUUCCAACUCCCUUCUGGGUUCUCCUCGAAUUGUUUCGUACUUUAAGUAGUUCUGUGUUGAGGCAAGUGUUAAUCUUCCCUAUGCGACCCACUCGAAAGUACCAAAAACAUGGAGUCACACGGAAAAGUGCAGGCAGUCUAAGACAUUGAGCCUGCUCAGACGUUUAAUCUUGUCAGGUGAAUAUCAGUUUUACGCUUAACAACACAACCCCUGGCUCUCACGCAUGAAAAAACGAAUCUGGAGACCGAUAAUCACUGGAAUUUCAUGUGGAAAUAGACCACAUAGCUAUAAGUAUGUACAUAUAGCAUUCAGAUGUACUAUGUAUUGUAUUGUGGGCUUAGAAAUUUAAAUACACGAACGUAGCGUA